Messenger RNA from Rhodofomes roseus, 2348 nucleotides. RefSeq names its product calponin homology domain-containing protein. The coding region runs from base 198 to 2135 and encodes 645 amino acids. The record is from RefSeq and is a predicted model, not a curated record. NCBI's taxonomy places the organism in Eukaryota, Fungi, Basidiomycota, Agaricomycetes, Polyporales, Fomitopsidaceae. Gene Ontology annotation, molecular function: actin filament binding. The transcript has 8 exons. Gene Ontology annotation, biological process: actin filament bundle assembly; actin filament network formation. Gene Ontology annotation, cellular component: actin filament; actin filament bundle; cytoplasm.
GCUCACUCCUAGUUAGUUGUACGCAUAUUUCAUCGUCCGAGCGCAGCAGAGGUAACAGGUGAUCUUCGUGGUGCGUAGUGCAGAGUUUCUGAAGGCUGUGUGGGCGCAGCCAGCUAUAUCAGGCAGGGCAGCGCGCGACGUCACUGCGGAGGAACUUAUUCUCUACCAAACCCCUUGUCCCUUCCCUCUGACCCGCCAUGGAAGCCCUACGAUUGCGCAAGAAGUUCCCGGAGGUCUCUCAGGAUGAGAUGUUUGACCUCAUCAACCGCUUCAACUCUCUCAAUACCGAUACUCCUGGUCGCGUCGACAAAGCGAGCGCGUUGCAGGCAUUGCAAGCCUCCGGGAAAUCCUACGAUGCCGCACGAGAGACCCUGAAGCAUGUACAGGUGGAUGCUAGCGGGAAGCUGGAACUGGAAGAUUGGGUAGAGCUGAACGCGAAGCUCAAGACACAAGCACCCGCCUCCGUCCUGCCAUCGCACAAGGGCAAGGUCACCGUUCAGGGGUCCAACGCGAACGUGAGCCACACUAUCAACGAAGACGAGCGAGCAGAGUUCACUAAUCACAUCAACUCCGUCCUGGAAGGCGAUUCAGACAUUGGCCAUCGUAUGCCGAUCCCCACCAAUACGAUGCAGCUUUUCGAUGAGUGCAGAGACGGUCUCAUCCUCUGUAAGCUCAUCAACGACUCUGUGCCGGAGACGAUCGAUCCCCGUGUACUGAACAAGCCAACACCGCGAAAGCCGUUGAACGCCUUCCAGAUGACCGAGAACAAUAACGUCGUCAUCAUGUCGGCGAAGGCGAUCGGGUGCUCUGUGGUGAACAUCGGGCCUACGGACAUCGCAGAGGGCAGGGAACACUUGAUUCUCGGUCUCAUUUGGCAGGUCAUCCGGCGCGGACUGCUUGCGCAGGUCGACAUCAAGAUCCACCCUGAGCUGUACCGUCUGUGCGAGGACGGCGAGACCAUCGAGGACCUGCUCCGCUUGACCCCUGACCAGAUCCUUCUGCGGUGGUUCAACUACCAUCUCAAGGCUGCUGGCUGGCAUCGCAGGGUGAAUAACUUCAGCCGUGACGUUUCCGACGGCGAGAACUACACGAUCCUCCUGAACCAGCUCAAGCCGGACGAAUGCUCGCGCGCACCCCUCCAGACACACGACCUGCGCCAGCGCGCCGAGCAGGUGCUCCAGAACGCGGACAGGAUCGGGUGCCGGAAGUACCUGACGCCCUCAUCGAUGGUCUCGGGCAACCCCCGCCUGAAUCUUGCCUUCGUCGCGAACCUAUUCAACAACCACCCGGGCCUCGACCCGCUCGACGAGCAGGAGGCGAAGGACUACGGCGCGGUCGAGGACUUUGAUGCCGAGGGCGAGCGGGAAGCGCGCGUCUUCACGCUCUGGCUCAAUUCUCUCGGCGUCGAGCCCGGUGUGUUCAACCUGUUCCAGGACCUCAAGGACGGCCUGGUCAUCCUCCAGGCGUUUGAUAAGAUCUCCCCCGGAAGCGUGGUGUGGCGCCGUGUGAGCAAGCCGAAGGGGGGCGCAGCUCCGGCCUACCCAACGGUGGACGGCGAGGAAGAGGAGGACAUCGGCGUGACGCCGAACCAAUCCAAGCUCUCGCGCUUCAAGCAGGUGGAGAACUGUAACUACUCUAUUGAACUGGCGAGACAGAACGGGAUGCACAUGGUCGGCAUUCAGGGCGCCGACAUCGUCGAUGGGUCCAGGACUCUUGUGCUUGGACUCGUGUGGCAGCUCAUGCGGAUGAAUAUCACCAGGACGCUGAGCUCGCUCUCGGGCAAGGGCCGUCCCAUCACCGACACCGAAAUACUCAAGUGGGCAAACACGACAGCCCAGAAGGCGAAGCCGGGAGUCAAGCCGAUCAGGUCCUUCAAGGACCCUUCGCUUACGACUGGCUUGUUCUUCCUCGACCUGCUGGAGGCGUUGCGCCCUGGCAUCGUUGACCCUAGCCUGAUCAUCCCGGUCAGCGAGACCGGCGCUUACGAAGAUCGCCGACAGAACGCGAAACUCGCCAUCUCCAUUGCGCGUAAGAUGAACGCCCUGAUCUUCCUCGUGCCCGAGGAUAUCGUCGACGUUCGGCCACGUCUCAUCAUGACGUUCGUCGGCAGUCUCAUGGCGAUCGGCAGCCAGUGAAGUUAUCAAGUUAUCUAAGCUAUGUUUCUACCAUCCUGCGGUUCGACGGCUGCUAGUGUAUCGAUGAAGGGGAACGGACUGCUAUGUGAUGUAUCACAUAUAACUCACGUUGUAAUGUCUCACGAAUAACGAAGACUGGAGAAGAGCCUCAAAGGAUGUAGUACGAUACAAAAAUGAAACCGGCGUUUGUAAUCAUCUCAGUGUAGCUUGUAC